UGCUUCAGUGAAAACUCAUAAAAAUUAGUGAUUAAAACCCAUCUGAUGGUCUGCACUGGGUCAAGUAGCAUGAUUGAACUGUGUAAAUGUGAUGAGUGUGAAUAUUUCAUUUUCAGUUUGGUUGGAGUAACAAUAGAGCAGAUUCUAUUAAAUGAAUACAAAGAUAAGAUGUAUUCAGUGCUAGAGUAGUUAUCAGAGUGCAGUAUGUCAUUGCAUAGAUUGUACUGCAUGUAGAUAAAGUAAAGUUCAGAGGAGUGUUACCAUAACAUUAGAAUUCAUAAAUCCAAACUGGAAAUACAGCCAAGAGGUUUUGAGUUAUGUUUUCAUUAUUGGUAAAUUUUGAACUAAAAGUGGUGCAAUAGAUGAAAAUCAACAAGGUCACCAAAAUCAUCAGGAAUCAUUAUCUGGAGACUGUGACUAUUCAUAUUAAAAGUGCAGUGCAUUGCCAAGAUGUCUUGCUCUUUAUUCUUAUUCAUUUUGAUUCAAGCUUUAAUUAGAAAAGUCAAACAAACUAAAUCUCUCUCACAGAGUACUUACAGAAAUAUUGCCUAGAAAACAACAAUAUGAAAAACCAUAAAAAUUGCAAACAGGACAUAAAUUGGCAUAUUUGAGCAAAAAUACAGUAAAAAAAAAACAUCUGUAAGAACCGGGGACCAAAUCUACUAAGUGUAAAACUUGGCUGAACAAAACAGACAGGAGUCAUUUCACAUUUACAGUAAAGCAAAGUAUGUGUGAGAUACAGAGCAUGUGUCAAUUAAGUGUCAAAACCACCACUUCAUUUUGUUAUUGUAAGAUCAACAUGAAUUGAGUUUUCUAACAACACCAAGCAAACAUCCAAAGUCCAAAGUUAAAUCCUCUUCCUGCACAUAGUGUUUGUAAAAUUGCCUUUUUUAAAAAAAUAUUAUCUUUCCAUAAUGCAAGAACACGGUCAUGCAUGCAAAUUACUUACAACUAAAAGCAGAAGUUCAUUUUAAAACUGUGGGUGAUGAAUAGAGGAAACAGACACUUCUGCUAUUAGGUUACUCUAUGGCUUAAUUACAGCGGCAGUCUUCUGUCUACAAGUCAGACCGAACUCAACAGACAGACUGUAGCGAUGGCGGAGGAGGAGAUAAACUACGCUUCAGUUGUAUUUAAAACUAAGACACAGCCCCGACCUGAAGCUCAAAAGAAGGAGGACACUGUGUAUGAUGAGGUGAAGGUGCCACACAAAACACCCAAACAAGCUGCUGACAUGAACGUCUCAGCAGGAUUCUUGUCAGACAUGAAAGCCACCAACAGACAUCACCGCUAUCAGCUGUUGGCUUGUUGUUUGGGGACUUUUUGUGUCAUUUUGCUGUUGGACAUCAUAGCAGUCGGUGUCUUCCUUUCUAUGUAUACUGGUGAGAGUCAUGUAAGUGAGCUGAAACAGUUAAAAAACAACCGAACGACUCUGCUGCUGAUCAAGCACAACCUGACAGACGACAACAACAAACUCAGAUCAGAAAAUGAAAACUUGAGGAGAGACUACAAUAAUCUGACAGUCAUCAAUGGAAACCUGACACAGGCCUGUACUGUCUCAGAGAGCAGGAUCACAACCCUGACUGCAGAAAACCAGAAACUGACUGCAGAAAAACAGACACUGACUGCAAAAAACAACAAGCUGAACACACAAAUCCAGGAACUGAAGACACAGAAGAACAACUUAGCAGAACAAAUAAGAAAGUUGAGUGAGAACAGCGUUGAUCAAGAACACCAGAAGAUUGAUGCCUACUGCCCCAAAGACAAUAAUAACAACAGACAGUGUAAAGCUUGUAUGAAAGGCUGGCUGCACAAUCAGUCCAGCUGCUAUGCCAUCAAUAACGCUAAACCUACUGAUCAGAAAACCUGGGAGGAAGCUCGAGACAACUGCACAGGAAAGUUUUCAGAUUUGGCUGUAAUAGUUAACGAAGAUGAAAAGAAAUUCAUCAAUGACAACAGUUGGCGCAGUAAAGGAGUCAAAGGCUACUGGAUUGGCCUGAGAGUUGAAGAUGGGAGAUGGAAGUGGAUCAAUGGAAGUGAUCUGACUGAAAGCUCCUGGACACAACCUCCUACCAACGGUCACUGUGCAAUUUCUGUCCAAAAUGAAGGAUGGAAAUCAGUGAGCUGCGGUGAGAAAAACGGAUGGAUCUGCAAAAACAAGGCUUUAUCUCUUUAAACACUGAGAGGCCACACUUGAGAAGGUUACUGGAUACUCUGUAAAGAUUAAUAACAUGUAAAAUCAUAUUAACUGGCUUAUAAAUAUCAAUACAAAGACUUUUAAUGCAGUUUGGGAUUUUUCCCAAAACUAUUCAUGUAUGUGCUCUGUGUGUGUGUGUGUGUGUGUGUGUGUGUGUGUGUGUGUGUGUGUGUGUGUGUGUGUGUGUGUGUGUGUGAGCAUGCUAAAGUGAGCUAACUAAUACUCUGAAUGUGCUGUUCUUCUACUUUGUUAGAGAUGAGAUGUUGUUUCCUGUUUUAUUGUCAUGUAACAUUUGAAUUAUUACUGCUGAUUGGCCAACAGGGGAGCUGUUUCCUUCUCAACAAAAUGUUCACACAGUUGUUUUCUUAAGUAAUGUAUUCUGAUGAAAAGAAUAUAUGCAGAGGUGUCUGGUUAAGUGUUAUUCUACUUAUUUAGAAGCAAAUUUAUAUUUCAGUCUUGUAUCUCCAGUGAAUAAAUAUGCUGCCACACCUUGUUGUUAUUGUCUUUUUCUUACAAAUUGCUCCCUGAAAAAGUCAGAAAGCUUUCAUCAAGUCAGAGAGAAUAGCAUUAUUCAGGAUGCUGUAACAUGUUUAAUCGAGAUGAGACAGAAGCAGACCUGACCUCAGUAUAGUUGCACCCGAGUAUUGCUUUAAGAAAUAUUUUAAAAUGUCAAUAUUUUCAAAUCACAGUUCUUAGGGGUCCUGGAUAAAUUAGUUCCAAUUAAAACAUCAGAACAUAGUUUUCAGAAGUUUGAGAUAUUGACAAAUUGGGUAAAUAGACUGCUCUCUAAAACUAAGAAAGAUUUUCUCAAAUACAAAAUGACUGAAUGUGUGAAGUUAAAGGUCAACUAUGACUGUUUUAAAUUUUUAUUUUACAUCGGUUGCUAUAGAUCUGGCUAAUAACUCCCUCAGCACUCAAACUUAACCUUUUAAACCACACAAAAGCGACUGGACCUGAUGGGUUACCAGCUAGAUUCACAAGGGAUGCUGCAGAAGUUACACAGUAGUUCCAUGUCAGGCAUAUAAUAAAUCUUUCUAUUAUGUCAGGUAACGUUCCAGAUGGGCUUCAGUUAGGUAGAGUUAUUCCAGUACACAAGAAGGGAAGUCAUCUAGACCCAGGGAAUGAGGCCGGUCUCAACUUUAUCUGUGUGGUCAAAAAUUCUGGAAACAAAUGGUGCAAGAUCAAAUAUAUGACUACAUCUCUAGAAAAACUCUUCUGCAUGAAAUUCAAUCUGGAUUUAGGAAAUCAUAUUCAACAGAUACCUGACUGAUCAUAUUAGGAAACAAGUAGAUGAAGGUUAUGUGGUAUGGUUGGAUACACAGAAUACAUUUGACACUGUGGACCAUAGCAUUUUAUUGAUUAAGCUCAAGGCUAUGGGAUAUAAUAAGCAGGCUGUUGACUGGUGUCAGUCCUUUUUAAUAAAGCAAACACAAGUUGUGGCUGUUAAUGGGACAUUAUCUGAUUUUAGAACUGUUGAAUGUGGAGUUCUACAAGGCAGUGUUUUAGGUCCACUUCUUUUUGUUGUACGUUAAUGAUAUAAAGUCAGCCGGUUUUAGGAAUGUUUUUUAAACGCUGAUGGGUCUACUCUACUAGUGGCUCAAAGAUAAAGUUGAGCAGUCUCUCAAUACAGCUCUUCAGAAUGUGAGCAUCAGGUUAUCUGUUAACAUGUUAUCCCUCUAUCUUGGAAAGACUGAAGUAAUUUAGAUCUAAAAUAUCACUUAAACACACCCAAGAGUUUAAAGUUAAAGUGGGAGAAACUCCAAUUACCGGUAGAAAUUGUGUUACAUAUUCAGGAUGUGAACUAUCAGGUGAAUCAAUUGUUUUAAAAGUUAUUUUUAAGUCAACCAAAGGAUUAAAUUUUAGCUAGAAAAGCCAGACUGUGAAAUAAAUCAACUCUACAUAUCCAGGCAGGAACUCUGGUUCAGGGUCAGUUUGACUAUACUUCCACCUGUUGGUACAAAGGAUUAUUGCAGCUUCUGAAAAACAAACUCCUGAUGACACAAAACAAACUAGUUAGGGUCAUUUUAAAACUUCUACGUUGAGUCAGAUCACUUUAAAAAACUAAACGGGCUAACAGUUGAGAAAAUGGUUAACUUUAUUAAGUUAUAUCUUACUUAUAGAAUUAGUUUUAAACAUUAAUAUAAGUGUUUAAAGAUACCCAUAACCAUCCAAAAAGGGGCAAUUCAAUUUAUUUUAUUUAGUUUUGCUUUAAGACUUUAAUGGGUAAAAAUAUAUUCCUUUAUUCUGCAGCUGUACUAUAGAACAACCUUCCUUUCAGUCUACAACUCAUCACAUCAGAGCACAUAUUCACAGUGGCCUUGAAAAGAUGGUUUCUCAGUCAUUUAUAACCUGACAUACAUGAUGAAGGGAGCUUAGAGCAUGCAGACUGUGAUACCUCACCAUUGUAUGUAUUGUAAAUAAUUGUUGGCAUGUAUGUAUUUGUCCUAUGUUGUCAUUGUCAUGCUGUUUGUUAUACUGUGUGUAGAGGACAACAAAGGAAGCCUUUUUGUGAUUUAAUUCAUGAUUGUAACUAUUUUAAAUCUGUAUGUUUUAGGGGAUCAAAUGAAUUCAAUCAGUCAAUCAUCUCUAAAAACAACAUCAAACUGACUGCAGAAAACCAGCAGAUGAAGACGGCAAAUCAGCAACAACACGACUCUACUGAUGGUCAGUUGCAACCUGACAAACCUCAACAACAAACACUUAGAAAGCAAGAUCACAAACCUGCCUGUGGAAAACCAGAACCUGACAACACAAAACAAGCAGCUCAACACUGGAAACCAGGAGCUGGACACACAGAGGAACAACUAAACACAGCAAAUAUGAAGUGAGCUCAGUGGAGCAUUGAUACCUACUGCCUUAAAGAAAAUGACACUAUGUUCAGAUAUCAUUAACCCUUUAACAUCUACCCUUUUUAUACAAUUUUCACCUAUUUGGCACACCCACAUGGA
Thunnus maccoyii (southern bluefin tuna) is the source of this 5142-nucleotide messenger RNA. RefSeq names its product asialoglycoprotein receptor 1-like. Lineage: Eukaryota; Metazoa; Chordata; Actinopteri; Scombriformes; Scombridae. The transcript is spliced from 7 exons. The record is from RefSeq and is a predicted model, not a curated record. Bases 1094 to 2173 code for a protein of 359 amino acids.